This is a messenger RNA of Ilyonectria robusta, 807 nucleotides long. Its product is annotated as Chloroperoxidase. Gene Ontology annotation, molecular function: peroxidase activity. Bases 1 to 807 code for a protein of 268 amino acids. The record is from RefSeq and is a predicted model, not a curated record. The transcript is spliced from 4 exons. Lineage: Eukaryota; Fungi; Ascomycota; Sordariomycetes; Hypocreales; Nectriaceae.
AUGAAGAUUUCCAACUCUUUCGUGCUUGUGCUUGCCCCCUGUGUGGCGGCAUUCCCUCAUUAUGCGGCGAUCGCGGAUGCUUCGGCCUCAACCGUGAAGGCCAAAAACUGUUACAAAGGCACUCUGUCUCCCAAGCAUUUCACGUGGAAGGCUCCUGGGGAAGUUGACCUCCGCGCCCCUUGCCCUGUCAUGAACACACUCGCUAACCACGGCUUCGUUCCCCAUGAUGGUCGAAACAUCACUCGCCAACCGUUCAUCAAAGCAUGUGGAGAAGCACUCAACAUAUCUCCUGAAUUCGCAGAAGGGAUCUUCAAGACCGGCGUGCCAUCCAACCCGAUCCCUAACGCCACGUUCUUCGACCUGGACAUGCUCCAUAAGACGCACGGCUUUAUCGAACAUGACGGAAGCUUGUCCCGCAAGGACAUCUUCUUCGACCCCUCCAACCGGUUUGACCCCGACACGUUUGACAACCUCAUGAGUUACUUCGGUGAUUCCGACAAAAUCGAUAUUCCUUCUCUUGCAAAUGCCCGUGCAAGGCAAGCAUUCGACAUGAGCUUGAUUAAUCCCGAGUUCGUGAUCACCCAGGAAUCUAUCCCCGUUAUCGUUGGAGAAAAUGCUAUGCUGCUUGAAAUCUUCGGCAACCCUCCCGAGAACCCGGUUGCUAGGCGUAACGAACGGUUCCCCGUUGCAAUUGGGUGGGCUCCUCCCUCAGUUGCUAUAGGACCUUCUGUCGGUGCUGUAGUCGAAGCUAUUAUUGCUCAAAGCCCAUCUGAUGUACCCCUGACAUUCAGCCCCAAGUCUACAUAA